Molecule: messenger RNA, 1368 nt
Organism: Thermothelomyces thermophilus ATCC 42464
Lineage: Eukaryota; Fungi; Ascomycota; Sordariomycetes; Sordariales; Chaetomiaceae
Exons: 1
Biological process (GO): mitochondrial L-ornithine transmembrane transport
Molecular function (GO): L-ornithine transmembrane transporter activity
Source: RefSeq, a predicted model, not a curated record
CCCGACGGCAGCCCGUCAUCGCUCCCGGAUAAAAAGGCCCCCAGUAGCAACGCGGCCACGGGCGCCUCGGCCGCCGGCGUGCGCGCGCUCACCGCCCAGGCCGUUGCCUUCUACUUCCGCGCCCCCGUCAAGGCCUUCUUCCGCACCCGCGUCGACUACCUCGCCUACGCGCGCGCCCUGCAGGAGCAGCGGCAGCUGGAGCUGCUGCGCCACCACCACCACCACCACCAAAGCGGCGGCAGCGGCGGCACGGGGGUUAGCAGCGGUGGUAGCAUCAGCUGGCUGCGUGCGCGACUGCGGUCCACGACGCCCGCGGUGCUCGCGUCGGCGGUGCGCCACUACGGCUGGCGGGUCGUGCCCGACCAGAUCCUGCCGCCGCUCGCGGCCAACGUCGGCGUCGGCGCCGUCCUCUACACGAGCUACCUGCAGAUCCUCGGCCGGCUGCACCCGGAGAGCGCCCGCGCCAGCAAGCGCGUCUACCCGCCCCCGGGCCCCCUCGAGACCUUCACGGCCGGCUUCCUGGCCGGGUCGGUCCAGAGCCUGGUUGCGGCCCCGCUGGACGCCGUGCAGGCCCGCUGGGAUGGCGUCACGAGCGGGAGGGUCGUCAACAACGGCGGGGGCGGUGCCGCCGAGCGGCCGAGGAGCAUGUGGGCCUUCAGCGCGGACAAGCUGCGCGAGAUCGGGGUGCGCGGCGUGUUUUCCGGCUGGGGGCUGUCCUUCCUCAAGGACAGCAUGGGCAGCGCCGUCUUCUUCAGCGUGUUUGAGUACGUCAAGGCGCAGGGGUACUACAACUUUGUCCGGUGGUACUACGGCUCGCUCAAUGAGGACGCCAUCGUGCUACUGUCGCGCAAGCGGCCGGCGGCCCCCGCGGACGGACCGGGGAGGAUCUCGUCGUCGCGAGACGAGCAGCAGCCGAGGAUGCCGACCAUCAUCCGGCCGCACUACGCCCUCGAGCCGACUUUCUUGCUGCUUGCGGGCAUGGGUGCGUCCAUCACGCAGCAGGUCGUCCUCCAUCCGCUCUCGUACAUCCAGGCCGAGCACUGGGAGCGGCUCGAGAGCCUGGACGCCAAGGCGAGGAAGCUGAGGCGCGAGGCGGGGCUGCCGGAAGCGGCCGGCUCGGCCCGGCGCUGGCGCAUGUUGAGGGCGUACCGCGACGCGUACCGGACCACGUGGGCGGAGUGCAUGAGCGAGGCCCGGGCGGCCGGUCUCAGCAUGCGCCAGUGGCUCUACCGCGGCUUCUGGUGGAACACGAUCCGGCAGGUCCCCAGCACCAGCGCCGGUCUGAUCAUCUUUGAGCUGGUGAGGCGCAAGUACGGAUUUGGCGAGGACCAGGUGCGCAUUAACCUGGACGGUUACGAUAUCCUGUUG